AUGUCAACGAAAGGGGCCCCUCCAAUCCCUCCACGGCCUACUCGCUCACCAAAUAACGCCCCAACUUCCAACGCAAACCCACCCAAGAUACCCCCACGCCCAACAAGCCGUCCAGAUAGAAGCUCGCCGCCAAAAUUGGAUAACCCUUCUCCCUCUCCGCUCAAUGCUCCGCCUGCUUCUGGAUUAUUGAGUGCGGAUUCGCCAAUUGACCAUUCUUUCCGUCCCGAUAACGGGAUUCUCUCGUCAAUCGAACAAAAACAUGUUGAAGACGAUAACUCGGGUUCUCUAGAUGCUAAAGUAGCAGGUGAUGGGGUGGAACAGCCAGCAGAAACGAGAAAUGUCCACCACGACCUUCAUUUGCAUGCACCCCGGCCGUCCUUACCAACCUCGAGCGCGACAGCACAGGUCCAGGCCGUAACUAGGACUGAUGCUUCACAUGGACACGAAACAGGCUCAGAGGAGGAUGUUAGCCGCCGAUCGUUACAUUCUAAAGCUGACGUUCCACAUAUUCAACUUGAGUUGUCUAGUGCAUCGGCUGAUCGGAAAUCCUUUGCCAAUGAUGAAGAGACCGGUAUUCCCGAAAUCGGCCAACGGGUACCUAUGUACCCUAAUGCAGGAGAUGUACAGGCGCCAUCACCAUCCCCUGGGCCAACCAGCUCCCGUGGUAAUAACUCCCAAAAAGAUGGGCACGGUAGAACUCGGAGUAGGCAGGAAGCCUCUAUUCCUCCUGGAAGUUAUGGCCUCCAUGGCCACGGGGUAACCCCGGAUGACCCAUUUGAAAAGUCUUGGUACCAAAAACACCCCCAGGAACUUGCCCAUGAGGAGAAAGUACUACAUGGGUCAGGUGUGGGUAGUCCACGCCCAGAAUGGGCCAUGAGCACCGAUGACCUGAAUAAGAUUGUCAAAUCAUCCAUUUCUAAAGGCACAUCUAACGAUUCCGUGUGCACACCUGACGAAGAAAUCGGGAAUAUCAUGGCUGAAGAGCUCGCCUCUCGCUUCAAGUCCCCCCCAGCAGAGUCCCCGCUGCAGAAUGAAGUGUCUAGCGAACAGCCCACUGCCAAGUCGUUAUCCGAAAGCCAGAAGCUGGUAGACGCUGCAAAGGAGGCAAGGGAGGAUAAGGAUGAACAUCAUGGAGUGAAGAUUCAUAUUGACGAACCUUUACAUCACCAACAUCACCCUGAUGGCUUUGCACCAGCGCCGGACUUUAAUGACGCGAACAGGGAUGGUAUUCACGAUGAUGAGGAGGAAGAUGUCCCCGUGCUUGCAUCUGACGAGGUUGACCCGAACUCUGUGGGAUUACAGCCCGCGGUGUCUCCCCCGCUUGAACACCGGAAAAACGAUUCUUUUGGGCAUGAAGCUGAAUCUUCUCGGCGUAAACAGCCUAUUCGAUCUACGAGCGCUACAAGCAAAGCAUCUAAUAAGCAAACUGAGGGCCAGGAGGGUGAAGAUGUAGCUGAACCUACCGAGCAUGUCAGGAAAUACGAACCCCUAUUUCCUGACGAUGACAACAAAGAUCGCCUGUCUCCUGAACAGCGCUUCAAGUCACCAACCAGCCAGACACAGAGAUUUCCAAGUAAAGAUAUAUGGGAAGAUGCUCCGAGUAGUGCACAGCUACAUGCUACAGUAUCGACGCCGGACAUACCCAGACGUCCUAAAAGAGGCGAAUCCGAAUCAGAAUCCGUGUUUGAGACUCCAGAACAGGAGCAGGAACGAGUGAGGGAAGCAGACAAGCUUAAGGUGCAGUCGGGCUUGGAAGAAACUCCAGGCACUUCGGACGAUCUCAAAUCCCAAGAACAUGACCCAAACCAACGUUUUCCAAGCAGGGAUAUCUGGGAAGAAGCCCCCGAGAGUCAACAACUCACUACUUCUGUAGAAAUUCCCGAAAAGCCAGAGAAGCCAGAGAAACCUUCCUUACCGUCGCUUCCUCCUCGACCCCAAAGGCAGGAAGGUCGAUCUUCAGAAGAGCAACCAAGCGUGUCGCCCACAAAAUCUCAGCCUGUCAGCCCUACAGAAUUAAAGAAACGACCGUCAAUACCGGAUAGGCCUAAACCACAAAUUCCUCAGCGGCCUACCAGAAAGAAGAGCCAUGAUUCAGGUGAAACUUUGACGAAAACGAUAUCUGGAGGGUCAACGGACGAAGCAGCUCGCCCAGUCCCGAAAGCCAAGCCAGCCGUCCCGCCGCGGGCUGUUGGCUCGAAAAUUGCUGCCUUGAAAGCGGGAUUUUUGUCUGAUUUGGAUAACCGUCUAAAGCUUGGCCCACAGGCCCCUAAGCCCAAAGAGAAAGAGAAGGAAGAUGCAGAGAGUGCAGUGGAAAGAGGACCACUCAGUGAUGCACGUAAGGGGAGAGCUAAGGGACCACCAAGGAGAAAGCCUGCCGUUUCCAAGCCUGCCGUAGUAGAGAAGACCGAGAAGCCACAAACACCAGAAAUAAAACUUGCUGACCCAUGGAAUGUUUGGUCCAUCGGCCCAAACGGGGAGGUCAAUGUUCCCAGUGAGCAACCGAGCAAAACCCCUUCUGAACCCAGUGAUGUUCAAUCAGAAUCACCUCGCGACCCUCCGCCGACCAAGGUAACCGCCUCCCCUCCUAACAAUCUGGAAAGCCUUGAAUCAGAGGCAUCAACCAAAGCUACCGAUGCUACCGUGAUCCCAAGGGAUGAGGACAAACGUGAUGAUCAAGUCUCGUCUGAAGAGGUGCCUCCUUUACCAUCGUCAGCAGAGGAUAAACCAACUACUUCUCUCAUGCAACCCAGUGAACCCCAGGUACCAGAUAUCAAAGAGCUAGAGGAAGACGACGCCAAACUCCAGUCUUGUUCUGGAUUAAAGGCAGCAGAAGCUGCCCCGAAUGCUGCUGGUAUCACAGACAAAGAAGCUACCGUGGGUGAACCCGGCGUUCCAGUAGCCGAAGCCAAAGAGAUACUACCAUUAGCAGAGGAGGAGCCAAUUCCUCACCCCUUGGAAUCCAGUGAAAUGCCCUCUUCAAAGAUUGAGUCUAAGGCUGAAGCUGAGGCCCCAAGCAACAGCGAGAAACAAUAA
Molecule: messenger RNA, 3033 nt
Organism: Arthroderma uncinatum
Lineage: Eukaryota; Fungi; Ascomycota; Eurotiomycetes; Onygenales; Arthrodermataceae
Exons: 2
Coding region: 1-3033 (1010 amino acids)
Source: RefSeq, a predicted model, not a curated record